Salpingoeca rosetta is the source of this 1909-nucleotide messenger RNA. RefSeq lists its product as uncharacterized. Gene Ontology annotation, molecular function: protein binding. The transcript is spliced from 10 exons. Gene Ontology annotation, cellular component: cytoplasm. Gene Ontology annotation, biological process: regulation of JNK cascade. The record is from RefSeq and is a predicted model, not a curated record. Bases 185 to 1807 code for a protein of 540 amino acids. Lineage: Eukaryota; Choanoflagellata; Craspedida; Salpingoecidae.
GAGAGGGAGAGAGGGAGAGAGGGAGAGAGGGAUACAAAGAGAGAGAGCGCGCGAGAGAGAGGGAGAGAGAGAGAUAGACAGAAAGAGAGAUAUAGACAGAGACAAAGAGAGGGUGAGAGGAAGGAAGCAACGGCAAGCAGCAGCGCUCUCCGACGAGCGGCGAGAGCAACACCACAAGACGACGAUGAGCUGCGGGAGCAGGAGUGGAAGCGGGAGCAGCAGCGAUGAUGACGACGAGGUCAUCGACCUGAUGGCUGGAAGAACAACAGCAUCUUCUUCGGCACAACAACAAAAAGCGCAAGCGCAGCCUCCCUCGUCACGUGUCCCAGGCAUCAACGGCAACGGCAACGACAAUGAAGAUGACGAUGACGAUAGUGGUGAUGACGAUAACUUUGACGAUGGCGAUGAGACAGGUGUGCGCGCUCACCAUGGUGAAGGCGACGUCGCUGCUCACCAUGUUGCCCGCACACAGACACGGAAUGGGCGAGAAUCCCACGGGACCGCAAAGGAUAAUCACACAGUCAAUGUGGACAGAAGAAUACGAGAAGACACCGCCAACGACAGAGAGAAAGCACACACACCAGAACCGAACGGUACAUCGACAUCACACCAGGCGCACCACCCGACUGAAGCAGAGAAGCCGACAUCAUCAACGGCAACAGCAGCUACACACGAGAAGACGAAGAAGAAAAGAAAGCCUGCAAACUGGUCAAAUCCAUUUGCACCUCUUGUACAACAACAACAACAACAACAACAACAACAACAACAACAACAACAACAACAACAACAACAACAACAACAACAACAACAACAACAGCGACAAGAAGGUCAACAAGGUCAAUAUGAUCAGACACAAAGACCGUUGUCUCCAGCAUCUGCGAUGAGGGCAUCUCUGGCAGAGCUGACUAUGGUUGAGGGCGAAGGAGACGAGCUGCCUUUUCCGGAGAUUGACGUGGACAAUGCGGUGCCCAACUUCACGGCCGCAUACGACUACGCGGCCCGGGAAGUUGAUGAAGUGGAUCUUCAUAAAGGCGACCUUCUGUAUGUCGUUGAAAUGGGACCAGACGGCUGGUACAUUGGCCUCAACAUCACAACGGGCGUUCAGGGCACCUUCCCAGGCAACUUUGUGGUUCACCUCGACCAGGCACCAGAGGGCGACGAGGAGCUUGCCCGGCGGCUGCAAGCGCAGGAAGAGGAGGAGGAGGGCGAGCAAGAUGGCCGUGCGUCGGAAUAUGCCAGCACGACGUCAUCUGCCAUGAUGGCCACAACCGCUGACGAGGACCUUGCUCGCCAGCUGCAGGAGGAGGAGGACAGGCUCUUUGCCCUUGCUCAGCAACGCCAGGAGUCGUCAAUCCCAGUCGGCCCGCCGCCCACACCGUUCCAGGUGAGCUCGCCUGACCACGAGUCGUUUACCGUGCGCUUCCUCGGAAGUCUCAAUGUGCCCCCGCGCCCAUCAAAGGACCUCCUCUUCAUGGCCAUCAGAGAGGUCCUUGCUGCCCGGAAGCGGCUGCGGUACAGCGCGUCGAAAACGUUUGAGUUUCGCGUUUCCCUGCGCGGCAUUCAUCUUAUCGAGCAGGCACCAAAGAAGCGACCGACGCUGCUUCGACGCCGCUCCACAUCAGCGCCACCAACUCGCGCCACCACAGCGUCCCUGUUCCCGCUCCAUCACGUCUCCCACUGUGCCUUUGACGAAACAGACCACAAGUGCUUUGGAUUCAUUACGCGCAACGAACGUGGGGACAAGUUUGCGUGCCACGUGUUCCAGUACAACAAGUCUGCCACGACCAUUGUCAACGCCAUUGGGUAAGUGUGUGGUGGGCCUGCACCGGCACCCGACCGGUGGGAUGUGGAAGGACAGGCAGAAUUGCGCUCACUCACUCACUCACUCAUUCACUCACUCAUUCACUCA